Molecule: messenger RNA, 1116 nt
Organism: Penicillium atrosanguineum
Lineage: Eukaryota; Fungi; Ascomycota; Eurotiomycetes; Eurotiales; Aspergillaceae
Product: phosphatase PAP2 family protein
Exons: 3
Coding region: 1-1116 (371 amino acids)
Biological process (GO): phospholipid metabolic process
Molecular function (GO): phosphatidate phosphatase activity
Source: RefSeq, a predicted model, not a curated record
AUGUCGCCCAAGGACGCGAUUGCGCAUAUCUCGAAGCUGCUGGUGUUGUCCUACGUUGUCGACUGGGUGUUCAUUGUCGGCCUCGCAUUGAUCGGAUAUGGCUUUUCCAAGGUCACACCAAAUCACCACCCCUUUUCCCUCGCCGACCCAAGCAUCUCCUUUCCUUAUAUGGAGAACGAGACCGUGACGACCGAAACUUUGGUCCUGGUUGGACUCUUUGCACCGGCUGUGAUUGUCCUUCUCGGAGCAUUCGCGCUCGUCCCCGGGACUGCCGUCGAUAAUGGAGCUAAGUCCUCCAAGUCGCAAUUGAUUCGUCGCAAAAUAUGGGAGUGGAAUGCUGGCUGGCUGGGUCUUGCUUUGGCGCUAGCAGCCGCCUGGACGUCCACAGAAGGACUCAAGAGUCUCGUCGGAAAACCUCGCCCUGAUCUGCUGGCGCGUUGCAACCCCGAUGUGAGCGACAUUGCUUCUCAUGUGGUCGGUGGACUCGGUGAGAGUUUGAAAGGCGCCGCAGUGCUUGUCGAUUGGACAAUCUGCCGGGUUCAGUCUGAUCUGGUGCGCGUCGAUGCAUUUUCAAGUUUCCCUAGCGGCCACUCUUCCUUCUCUUUCGCCGGUUUGGGCUACCUGACCCUCUGGCUGGCCUCGAAGUUCUCCGUCACCUUCCCUUACUUACCGCAAUACCCGAUCGAAGGUCGUGACUUCAGCGAUGAUCGUUCUUCCGUCCGUAUGCGUGGCGCGGCUCCUCCAGUCCUGUUGAUGAUCUUGGCUUUUGUGCCCACAGCCACGGCCUGCUUUAUUGCCGCCUCUCGGUGGAUGGACUACAGGCACCACGGGUUCGAUAUCCUUUUCGGUUCUGCCCUUGGUAUAUUCUUUGCUUAUAUUGGCUUCCGCAUGUACCAUCUCCCGAUCCAACGCGGAGCGGGCUGGGCUUGGGGACCUCGGGGCCCUCGAAGGGCUUUCCUUCGCGGCAUUGGGUUCCCUAGUUCACUAGGCGUCGAUAGUUGGACGUAUACACGGAAGACUGACGAGGUGCGCAACGGCUUCCGCCUCGAAACGGAUGUUGAAAAUGUUCCGAUGCGGGACCGAGCGGAGCGAGGUCCUACGGAUGACAGCUUUUGA